Molecule: messenger RNA, 6947 nt
Organism: Acanthochromis polyacanthus (spiny chromis)
Lineage: Eukaryota; Metazoa; Chordata; Actinopteri; Pomacentridae
Product: E3 ubiquitin-protein ligase TRIM39
Exons: 10
Coding region: 4507-5835 (442 amino acids)
Molecular function (GO): protein binding
Source: RefSeq, a predicted model, not a curated record
AUUCAGCCCAAUUUGAUCUCAAGUGGGCCGGAUCACUUAAUAACAACAGCAUAACAACCUAUAAAGAUCCACAAGUCCAAAUAUUUUCUUUAUUGUAGUGCAAAAAAAAUGUUUUGAAAAUGUUCACAUUAAAGGAAUUAUCUUUUUACAAAAACAUUCCGAGCAACUGGAAGUUUCCUAAGUGUCUACACAGAGUGUCUGUAAAGGAACAAAGCAUGUGGUCACAGGUAUGUGGAACUGAAUGAUAUAUUAAAAUGCUAUAUCAUUUAGUUCCAGAUAAUAGACAAAACUAAUAGACAAGUAGAUAGACAAAAGUCAGAAAAAACCAAAAUGAGACACAAAACAACAAAAAAGACAAAUGACACGAAUCAAAACAAGGGACAAAAUAUUAAACAAAAAAGUUAGAAAGCGACAAAAAAUAGACACAAAACGACCACAAAUAGCCAAAAAAACACAAGCGAGACAAAAAGAAAACGCAAAACGACAAAAACAGAAUAGACAGAAUAUUACAAAAAUGAGAGAAAAUGACCAAGGAACAAUGAGCAGUCUAGUAUUUUAGUUUAUGGUUAAAACAACUUUUCAUGAUCUAGAAAUUAUCUUAGAUUUAUAGUUUUACAAAUUUACAAUAUGCAGUUAAUAUCUUCUCUGUAAUUUUUACCCUUUACAAAGUCGUCCCACAGGCGGGAUUGGACCCUCUGGUGGGCGGAUUUUGGCCCGCGGUCCUUAUUUUUGACACCCCUGCUUUAAAGUCAAAAGUCAGUGUGGCAUCACAGAGCACAUUUUUGACCCUAGCUCCUAAAUCUAUAAGCUAAUUAUGAAAAGAUUCACACAAAUGUCCAUCGUUCCAUUUAUUUCUGCUCCUCUGGGGCUGAGUCCUAGUGGCAGCUGGUGUUCCCCUCCCCAGCAACGCUUUCCAGUUCCUCCUUGGGGAUCCCAAGGCAUUCCCAGGCCAGAUGAGAUACAUAAUCCCUCCUGUGGGUUCUGCAUCUAACCCACCCAAACUGCCUCUGCUGGUUCCUUUCAUGUGAAGGAGCAGGAACUCUACUCCGAGAUCCUUCUGGGCUCUUCACUUAAUCACUAAGACUGAGCCUAGCAACUCUUGGAAGGAAACCCAUUAUGACCAGUUAUAUAUGUAAUCUCACUCAUUCGCUCACUCCCCAGAGCUCAUGACCAUAUUUGAGGGUUGGAACAUACAGUGCAGUUCAAAAGUUUGGAGUCACUUAGAAAUGUCCUUAUUUUUUGAAAGAAAAUAUGUAAUUUUCAAAGAAGACAACAAUAAAUGAAUCAGAAAUCCAGUCUAGACAUUGUUAAUGUGGUAAAUGAUUAUUCUAGCUGGAAAUGGCUGAUUUUUAAUAGAAUAUCUCCAUAGGGGUACAGAGGAACAUUUCCAGCAACCAUCACUCCUGUGUUCUAAUGCUACAUUGUGUUAGCUAAUGGUGUUGAAAGGCUCACUGAUGAUUAGAAAACCCUUGUUCAGUUAUGUUAGCACAUGACUUUUCAUGGAAAACAUGAAAUUGUCUGGGUGACCCCAAACUUUUGAACGGUAGUGUAAGUCGACUGCAAAUCAAAAGCCUUGGCUUCCAGCACAAUUCUUUUAUCACAACAAUGAGGGAACAAUGCAUGCAUUACAGCUAAAGCUGUCCUUAUCCAUCUGUCCAUCUCAUGCUUUGUUGUCCUAUAACUGAUGAACAAGAUUCUGAGAUACUUAAACUUCUUUGCAGGGUGUAGCAACUCAUCCAGAGGAAACCAUGAGCGUCAAACGUCCAAUAGGAUGAAAUGAUGGCGUUUUUUUUUUUUAUCAGUUAUGUCAUAAAAAGCACUGUUGCCUUGCAGUUAGAAGAUCCCCGGUUCACGCCCCGGCUUUCCUGGGAUCUUUCAGCAUGGAGUUUGCAUGUUCUCCCUGUGCAUGUGUUGGUUUCUCCAGGUACUCCGGCUUCCUCCCACAGUCUCAAAAUAUGCUGAGAUUGACUGGAAACUCUAAUUGUCCAUAGGCAUGAUUGUUUGUCGCUUAUGUUGCCCUGCGACAGACUGGUGACCUGUCCAGGGUGUCUCCUGUCUUCAUCCCAAGUCAGCUGGGAUAAACUCCAGCCCCCCACAACCCUAGUGAGGAUUGAGCAGUGUAUAGAGAAUGGAUGGAUGGAUGUCAUCAUAUCAUAUCUGAUCCCUUAAUAUGCUGCAAAAAAGCUUUUCUGGCCAUUAUUCAACACCAUGACGCAGGAACAAAAGAAGGAUAGAGGCAACUUUAAGGAAAGAUGUCAUUCUAGUUCUGGAUGUUUUGCCGAUAAAACACAACGUACGAGGGUACUUCGAAAAGUUUUCAGCCUCGCCCAGAAACAAGGGGUUAACUCCCUUUUUGAGGCAUAACUGUAUAUUAUAAAGCCUUAUAUCACUGUCCACAAAAAAAUCAAUGAAACAAUGGAACAGAAAGCUUCAGGCUGGCGUCCACAUAGCACAGGUGGCAUUGUUAUAAGCAGCCAAAUGUGGCUCACUUGCAUAGCAGCCUUUUUCGGAGUGAUAACGCAGUCGUCCAUGGUGAUGAGGAGAAUCUGGAGGCUCGAGAUGUGACAUUCUUCUUACUUCACAGAGGUCCAGCAAACAUUCUGCCUUGGUGGACCAAGUACAUUGAGGUUAAAGGAGAAAGUAACACAAGAACUGAUGCAACAUCUACACCCAGGACUGAACAUUAGCAUUUUGGUUUCUUUCGAGGUAACAGAUCCUCUCUAAUGCACUAUCAUGUCUUUAUGGCCCUGUUACAUCUGUGAUUACAGGUCAAAUCAGCAGAAUGGAUACAUAAAGGGAAAUUAUGUAAUGUAUUUAUUAAAUGAACCAGGAAAUCUGAGGGGGAAAUUCAGAUACUUGAUUUUCCUGCAUUUUCCUGCCUUUUUUUUGUAAGUAUGUAGUUUGCAGUGUAUUUUCAAAUUACAACUCUGUGCAUGCACAGCCACAAAGGUUUCUGUUUAAUUGUUGAUAGUAGUUAAUGUUAGUUAUGCAAUUAGACCAGAGUACAACUAGAAAAGCACUCAGAGAGCAUAGUACUCCAGCAAGGUUGCUUGCUGACCUAUAAAUAUGUAGCGGGUGACGGGAAUUGAUGGGAUUUGGAAACGCCCCCACAAUUUAAUCCAUUGUUCCUUGUAUCAUUUCUGGCAGACAAGUUCCCAUAAGUCCUUGGAUUUGUACCAGGAUCACAAUCAUGUGACAUCAGCAGGUAGUUGAGUGUCCACCUAUUGCCAUAGUUACAGCACCGCCGUCGCAGUGAUACGGAAAUCUUUAACAAAUCUGUGGAUUCAAACUAUGAGCUGCAUCACUGCCAAAAUCUAAUCACUUGGUUCUUGUGUCAUUUCUGACCUUCCCUGAAAAUUUCAUUGAAAUCUGUUAGUCUGUUGUUGAGUAACGUUGCGAACACACAGACAGCCAGAUAGACAAACGGAGAAAACCAAACACCGAUCGUCAUAUAAAGUAAAAACAGGCAAAGACCUAAUACACGCCAAAUCAUUAGAAAGUUGCAGUCUGAAUAUUUACAUGAAUAUCAAUUUCCACAUGAUGUACACUAAGGCUAUGCUACCGUUUAAAAGUUUGAGGUCACCCAGACAAUUUCAUGUCUUCAAUGAAAACUCACGUUUAUUCAUGUGCUAGCAUAAUUGCACAAGGGUUUUCUAAUCAUCAGUUAGUCUUUCAACACCAUUAGCUAACACAAUGUAGCAUUAGAACACAGGAGUGAUGGUUGCUGGAAAUGUUCCUCUGUACCCCUAUGGAGAUAUUCCAUUAAAAAUCAGCCAUUUCCAGCUAGAAUAGUCAUUUACCACAUUAACAAUGUCUAGAAUGUAUUUCUGAUUUAUUUAAUGUCAUCUUCAUUGAAAAGAAAACUGCUUUUCAUUCAAAAAUAAGGAGAUUUCUAAGUGACCCAAAACCUUUGAACAACAGUGGCUUUGUCUUUUUACAUCAGUGAGAUUUGAGUGUCAAAAUUCCUCCCUCUAAUGCAAAAAAUGGAAAAACUGCAACUUUGUUUUUAUGUUAGAGACAAGAUAUGUCAACCACAACGAAUAAUGGGAUGCAACAAUUAGCUCUAAUCCUUAGCAUUAUGUCUGUCAAGGCAAAGAUCUUUACUGUUGAGCCAAAAAAACAAUCUUAAGGAUUUUUAUGAGUUUUUUUUUAAGUUUACAAGGAUUUUAUAUCUCUGGUUUAUUCUAACAUUAACAAUCCUCCUAACAGUUUCUAGCAACACCACUGUGAAAAUCAUACGUGCGUCACACCCAGUGAUUUCAAGACUGACUGCUGCCAUAAAACCUCCUGUCCCUGCGCCCUGGUCGUGACUAUGCAGGCAGCUUCAGGAAGGUGACAAGGUUCGUGUCAGGGAGCUCUGCAUAUAAAAAAAUAAUAAAAUGGCAAUAAAAAGUCCAAAGGUCGCGGAGGAGUGGACAGGGACAAAAAGAUUGCACAGGCAGCAGAAGCCAUCCAGUCUGCUCCACCACCACCACGACUGCAGCAGCGCUCCAUCAGCCAGAAGCCAUGAGUGUGGACGCUGGCAUAGAGAUGAAGAGCAUCCUAAAGACUGACAAAAGGGUUGGCAAGCUGCGGAAGGACAGCAGCGUCACCCUGAGCAGCUCCAUUGGGGCUGUUCGCUGGAAGAUACCUGAAGAGGCCGUCCAGGUUCACAGCUCGGCCCCCAGCAGAUCCACCAAAACUAGCGUCCUCACCGGACAACGCUUACAGGAGCACCCUCGACAGAACGGUCUGAAGGAUCUCCGCAGCCUGCAAGAGUGUGUGCAGUUCAUCCACGACUGGAAGGCGCAGGUGGACCAAAUCUGCAAGGGCAGAGAAGAUCCAGAGGAAGGUACCAGUAAGAGAGAUGCCAGAUUCUCCGACCGGAAAACCGAACGGAGUCUUGAGGAGAGCAGAAAACUGAUCCUGGAGUGGGCCAAUGAACUCCACCAUGUGGACAGGCUGCUGAAGGAGAACCCCUGGGCAUCGCAGAGUCGAGUAGAGGGAAAAGAAGAAGAGAAGGACGCUAAUGAGAAAACACAGAUGAGGAUCAUGGAGUGGGCAAAGGAGGUUCAGGAGGCGACUGAGAGUUGCGGUGUACAAAGUGAAGAGCUUGGCAAAGUGCUGCGUCUACUGGGAAUAAAGAAGAAACGUCUGGGGAAGCUGCUGCCGCUGAUGGAGUUCAUCACCUGGUCUCUGCUCAAGGAAGACAAUACGAGAAUGAUUUCACAGUUAUGGCUACUGGCAAAGCAAAGGACCUGGAAAGCUGGAAUUCCGAGAUACAUCCCCAAUUCAGUUUGGAGCUGGAUUUGCACUGCGGCAGCUGAUGUGGUCCUUGACCCCAUGACCAACCACCCAUGGCUGCAGCUGUCAGACGACCAGCGCAAGGUCCAGGAGGCCCACGUGGAGACCGACCCGCCUUACAGCUCCCAGCGCUUCAACAGCUGGCAGUGCGUGCUCGGCUGGGAGGGCUACGACUGCGGACGCCACUACUGGGAGGUAGACAUAGCCAACAACGGCUACUGGCGCGUGGGGUUGACCACCGCCACCUCACAGCGGCAAGGGCAGUUCGAGAUGACACCAAAGCAGGGCUACUGGGCUCUGUGGCGCAGCACACACCAUUUCUUUGCCUGCAGCAAGCCAGAGAUACAGCUACCUGUCGGCCUCGUGCCCCGGCGAAUGGGCAUCUACUUAGACUAUGAAGAAGGUCAGAUCUCCUUCUACAACGCAGAAACCAAGUCUCACAUCUACACCUUCACUGGAACCUUUAGAGGGAAGCUCUACCCUCUGUUUGCCCCACUGGAUGGUCGCACACUCAUGACAAUCAUGGAGCCACACAAAAUCUCAGCUCACUGAGCAGUUAACGCUCUUGUUAGAUGUUUAGAAGGAUUCAAAAUACAGCUGAAAUUGUCUUGUUCUGAAGGGGAAGGUUUUCUUCAAGUUUGAUCUGAAAUUUGUGCUCUGACUUUUGAAAAGACAGAUUUAGGAUUUCAUUUCCCGGAAUGUUACGAAUAUAUUGUUCCCAAUUUCUCUCCGAAAAAACAAAAAACGUAAUUUAUUAUACCUCAAGCUUCGGUUAAAAAGUGGCGAUAAAUAUAAAUCAGUGGCAAAGAAAGUGUUAAUGGACAAAACCAAUCAGAAUCAGCAUUGUAAAUAUAGCUAAAAAAAAAUACGUUAGAAACUAAGAUUUCAAACAAAAAAGAACUGACUGUACAGCCUAAAAACUGAAAACAUUUAUUUAAGUUGAUUAGAAGUAUAAAGACAUAGUGGACUCCUUCCCCCUGGAUUUGCUGAAAAAUGCCCCUUUGAUUUCAUCCACAUGUACACCCCCUGUCAAAAGUUUUAGGACACUUUCUCAUUCAAAUAAAGUGAACCUGUCCUACAACUUUUGACAGGGGGUGUAUCUACCAAAUUUGGUACACAUAUGCAGCACAUCAGGCUGAACAAAAAAGUCAGUGUCAGCCACAUUCCAAACCCAACAGGAAGUGAGCUAUUUUGCGUUGAAUGUCAGAUUUUGCCCAUUUUUCAUUUUUUUCUACAGCGAACUCCUCCUCGGGGGAAACUCCAAUUCACCUCAAAUUCGGCCGGUAUAUACAGGAGGCCUUAAUGAUCUAAAGUUAUUAAAAUUUUUUUCCAAAGUCAAAGGGCGUGUCCGUGGCGGCCUCUGGAAUUUUGAUCCGUCGCCAUGACAUUUCAAAUGCUGUGUAAAUGCCCUGAACAUGCUCCAAUCUGCCUGAAACUUUACAUGAAUGAUCAGAGUCCUGCCCUGAUCACAUGCAUAUGAUGAAAUACACUCCCUGUCAAAAGUUGUCGGACAGGUUCUACUUUAUUUGAAUGAGAAGAGUCCUAAAUCUUUUGACAGGGGGUGUAUGUUCAGACAUGGAACACACUCUGCAUCUUCAUAAACGCAUGCACUUUACAAUGCACUUUCAGAUCUGCACAGAAUAAACUUUUCAUGCAUAACUUGA